Messenger RNA from Salvia hispanica, 1505 nucleotides. NCBI's taxonomy places the organism in Eukaryota, Viridiplantae, Streptophyta, Magnoliopsida, Lamiales, Lamiaceae. The record is from RefSeq and is a predicted model, not a curated record.
GUCUCUGUGUGAUGUCUGUGGGGAGAUACAUGAAGGUUUCUUCUUCUCAUGCCAACUCUGUGAUUUCUGGAUUCAUCAAGACUGCACCAUACUGCCUACCGCUAUCACGCUCAUUUAUCCUUGGCCUUUCCUUCUCGCUUAUUCUAUUCCUGCCAUUAUGCGAUCUCUUCAGUGCACAGUUUGCUACCAUCCCUUGCUUCUUACCCAUAACGCCAUCUAUCUAUGUCCCCAAAACCAGAAGUUUUCUCACGUCAGAUGUGGACUCAACAAAACUCAAUCCAAAACAAGGCUAGAGUUGCUCCAACUGCAAGACGACGAGUUGGACACAUUUCCAAGUUUGGAGAUCCGUACAUACUCCCAGAGAAACCAAACAGAUAAUAUUAGUGAUGGAGAUAGGAAGCUUGCAAUUGAGAAUUUUCACAAGCAUCCUUUGACCCUAGUUGGUGAUGCGGCAGAGGAUCAUAAUUACAAUUGUAAAAAAUUAGUGUGUGAUAUAUGCAUACAAACCAUUACCAUUCCAUCUCCAUUUUACAGAUGCUCCCAACAAACUGGUGGCUGCUCUUUCCUUGCGCAUAAAGUCUGUUCAGAGCUUAUCCCUAUUAUCAAGUUUGGGUUACCAAUGGAUAGAAACGGCGAACGAUUAAAGGCACAACCUUGUCCGUGCCCGAACCAGUGGUUCUUCAGCUCAAUAUUUUUCUGUUUUUUCUGCUCUCUUCCUUGCAAUGGACCCUGCUACUUCUUUUCUGACUCUGAACAUCCUUUGCAUGAUGUCCCCUGGAUGAUUGAUCUGUCGUGCAUGGCUGCUCCAAGCAUUACAAAGCACAGCUCACAUAGCCAACACCUUCUCUUUCGCACUGCCCGCUAUUCGCAGGCCUCUACCAUCAGUUGUUGUUCCCGCGGCUCCACCUUUCUCGAUGUCUAUAGGUGCACUACCUGCGAUUUCUACAUUCAUCUAAGGUGCGCCUUGCUCCCAAAAAGGGUUCAUUUUCGUAAAUUUGAUCAACAUCCUCUGGAUUUGAUCACUAGUAAUAGUAGUGGUAGUGAUCAUGACAUCUGUGAGGUGUGUGAGGAAGGUAUAGAGUGCAAGUAUUGGUUCUACCGAUGUGCUAAAUGUGACUACUCUUUCCACAUAAACUGCAUUCCCUCGCUUGGCUAUUUGUCCAAAGUCAAGUUCGGAGGCAAAAGUAGCAUGCCUUGUCACUCUCAUCCUCUCACACUUAAACGGAUGCUUACUUACGGAAGAAAUGAGAGGUGUGGGUAUUGUCACCAAAUCAUCCCGGGAUUGAUAGAUGAAGCGGCUUUCUCAUGCUCACAGUGCGAAUAUUGGGUUCAUUUUUCUUGUGCGAGGGAUUCACUCUCAUCCUCUGAUCAGAUUCCUAGAUCCAUGGUUUUCGGUGAAUUCGAUAUGCAGGCGAUAUAUGAUCAUAUAAGUAGCAUUCAAUCUGAGUUGUGAGUUGUAAAGCCUUUUAACGGGGCAUUUAGUUGUAAGUUGUUAUUGUGUUUCA